Molecule: messenger RNA, 1315 nt
Organism: Sodiomyces alkalinus F11
Lineage: Eukaryota; Fungi; Ascomycota; Sordariomycetes; Glomerellales; Plectosphaerellaceae
Exons: 3
Coding region: 77-1315 (412 amino acids)
Biological process (GO): retrograde vesicle-mediated transport, Golgi to endoplasmic reticulum
Cellular component (GO): SNARE complex; endoplasmic reticulum
Molecular function (GO): SNAP receptor activity
Source: RefSeq, a predicted model, not a curated record
ACAGUGACACAACAAACCCAUUCUCGCCAUCCAAGACUAAGGUACUUGGAUAACCGAAAGAAAAGGAAGAAGAAAGAUGUCCUUGGAAGGGCUGCAGGAGCGCUUGACAGCUCUGCAAGAAACCACGACUCAGUUGAAGAACCUAAUCGACCGAUUGCAGAACAUCAGAUUUCAGCCAGGAUCAGUGCCUCUGUCCGCGGACGAGGACAAUGUCGCCACCGAGCUGAGUACCGAGAUCAUUCAGAUCUUGCGCGAGGAGGAUGAAGAAUUAGAGCUCUUGGAGGAAGAGGUGGAGGACUUGAAGGGCGGACGACCCGGCAGCGAAGCAGAACAUACCAAGAUGAGGUUGAAGGAUGGAGUCGAAAGGUUGAAGCAAGAGCUUAAAGGCUCUCGAGUGAACUUUAGAAAAGCCCAACUCUCCGCCAAACAAAGCCUCGCCCGAGCGCAAAAACUCGAACGGGAACUCCUUCUCCAGUCCUACUCCCAGCCCGCAUCCAUAGCAACGUCCCCAUCCCUCGGUCCCUUGGACGACGCCGGAGACGCAGACGGCGCCUCGUCGAUACCGCGACCGGAAACCGUCCGACAACAGCACCAGCACCAGCACCAGCACCAGCAGCAACAAACAGGGUUAUCGGAGGAAGACCAGCAAGCGGUGGGCGCAAGCGGCAACGUGACGGCAGCGCUGCGGCGAACACACGACCUCAUCGCGGCGGAGCUGGCGCGGAGCGAGUUCGCGCACCAGACGCUGAGCGAGUCGUCGGCCGCGCUGGCGAAGCUGGACGACUCGUACGGGUCGCUGGAGGGGAUGCUGUCGCGGUCGCGGGACCUCCUGGGGACGCUGGUCAAGUCGCAGAAGAGCGACACGUGGUAUCUCCAGACGGCGCUGUACAUGCUCUUGGUCACGGGGGCGUGGCUCGUCUUCCGGAGGUUCCUGUAUGGGCCUGUGUGGUGGCUUGUUUGGUUCCCCCUGCGGAUGGUCUUUGGGAUUCUCGUCGGGGGCGGGAAGGCGGUUGUUAGGCGGGGUGAGGGGGGGCCUGCGGGUGAAUCGCCCGGUGUGGCUGUGCAAGAGGGCGGACGGGUGGAGGUGGAGGGCAUCCCGGGAGAGGAGCUGCCUACGAUUCAGGUUGGGGGCGCUGGUUCCGAGGCGGAGGAGAGCGGGCAGGCGGUCUUGGAUGAUAUCGAGACCAUUGUGGAGAGGGUCGGGAAAGUGGUGGAUGAGGUGCCGGAACUUGGUGAGGGUGAGGAGGCGGAGACGGAGACGGAGACGGAAAACGAGUCGCUGCUUGAGUUGGUUGGUGCUAUAAUAUCUGGCUAG